Molecule: messenger RNA, 211 nt
Organism: Monomorium pharaonis (pharaoh ant)
Lineage: Eukaryota; Metazoa; Arthropoda; Insecta; Hymenoptera; Formicidae
Source: RefSeq, a predicted model, not a curated record
GAUGCGUGGGCUGGACAAUAUCGCCAUACUCACGGAAACCAUCUGGGAGGAAGACACGUAGAUCGCGGCGUCGUUCCGGAGAUCAUCUUAUCGCGCAAAAUAUCUUUAGUCCCACAGUAUUCUCCGACGUGACAGCCAUAUAUAUCGAUUCGAUAUAUUGUAUACUCAUGCCCCAUUAUGAUAUUAAAUAAAGAUUGAGCAUUCUGGUUUU